AUGAAUAGCAUUCUAAUGUCUAGUAAUGGAACUACUUACACUAUAAAAGCUUAAUUAGGAAGUGGUUCAUUUGGGACUGUAUAUCAAGUCUUAGAUUUGAGAACAAACAAAUAUUAUUCUUGCAAAAUAGUAUUAAUUUUAGUUAAUGAAUAGAUUUCAAAAGGAUUGUUAUAGAAAUAUAAUGCGGAAUCAAUGAUUAGACAAGAGAUUAAAAUGUAAUCAACAUUAAAUCAUAAAAACAUACUAAAAGUCUAUCAUUCUUUUGAAGACAAUCAAAAUAUUUAUAUAAUUUCUGAAUAUUGUUCCCGUGGUUCGUUAUAAUUUCCAAAGACCCCUUAUAAAGAUAAAGAUGUCUUUAAUGUAUGUAUAUCCUUGUUAGGUGUUCUAGAUUGUUUACAUUAGAAUAAAAUAAUUCAUCGAGAUUUGAAGUAAUAUAAUAUUUAAUCUUUUAAAAAUAGUUAGAAAAUGUUUUUCUUCAUGAGGAUGGAACUUAUAAAUUAGGGAAUUUUGGUUGGGCCACUUAUAUCGAUAAAGUAGAGCCCAUUCUUUGUGGAACUACUGAAUAUAUGCCACCAGAGGUUGUUUUAAAAUAAUAACAUGAUUACAAAGUAGAUUGUUAUUCACUUGGAGCAUUAAUUUAUGUAUUACUUUGUAUAAGUCUAGAAUUAUAAAUAUUAUUUCUUUUUUUUUUAAAUCAAUUUAUAAAUUAUAUUUAUGAAUUAUAAAAAGAAAUUGAUUAAAAAAUAAUACAAGAUAAAUAAAAAUCUAUUAAAUUUAAAAAUAAAAUAAUUUAUUAACUGUAUUAAUACUAGAUUUUACUUCAUACUCAUUUUCCAUUUCAAGGUAAUUCUUAACCUGAAUUGAUUGGAAAAAUAGUGAAUUAAGAAAUCGUUGUUAAUAGAAGUGUUGAUGAAGAUUUAUUAAUUUUAAUUUAAGCAUUAUUAACUAAAGAUCCAAAUGAAAGGCCGACAGUAUAAUAAUUGUAUUUAAGUAAAUGGAUAAAAAAAUAAAUGAAGUUAAAUAAUAUUUUCAAUAAAUAUGAAAAUGAAUAGCUAAAAAAUAAGUUUAGAUAAAAAAAUAUCACAAUAAAGACUUUAGAAUUGAAGUAAUAUUUUAAGUUAUAAUAUUAAAGUGGAUCAAUAAAAUCUAGUCUAUCAGAUAGUCAAAAAAGUUCAUUAACUCAAAGUUCAAGUACCCAAAUAAGUUCAUCAAAUAAUCCUUGUUCACCUCUUGUUAAUAAAUGCAAUAUUGAUUAGAUUUUUAACUUCAAAGAUUCUGAUACUAAAAUGCUUAUAAUAUUAGAAUUAUUAAUGUAUUAAUAUAAUUUAUAUAUAAGAGUUCUAAAUUUAUAAAAUAAUACUUGUUGUUUGUUUCAUCUAAGUUUAUUUCUUAAUAUAAAUUGAAAAUGCUAUUAUUAGAUUAUUAGAUUAAUUUUUAAUAAACUUCUUGUCUUUGUUUGAUUAGAAUCAUUAUUAUGUUAUUAUUUAUAAUAAUAAUGACGGAACAAUAUAUUAUGGAUUCAGAAAUUAUUGAGGAUGAAGUUGAUCGCCCAGUAUCAGUCUACAAUUUAAAUGUUUGUUUAAAAGAGACAUUGAUUUUAGACUAUAAGAUUGUUAACUAAAUGAGCCUGAUAUUUAAGAUUUAGAGUAGAAAUGAAUAAACUAGUUUAUAAUUCUUGUGGUUUUAAAAAAGGAUUGGUAAAACAAAAGAAAUACCCAAAUAAGAAUUAAAGAUAGAUUUAAUGGAGAAUCGAACUAAGAAUGAAUAGCUAUCAUUUAAAAAGCCGAUAUAACCUAUCUAAUAAUUAUCAAUAAUUUCUAAUGGAGAUUAAUCAUCAUUAUUUACAAGAAAGGAAACAGUUCCUAAAAUUAAUUUUGUAGGAGAAAUGAAAGAAAGUAUAAACUAAAAUACAACAGUUGACUUAAGAAAAAAUCAAAAACUACAUACCCAUAUAUUACUAAAUUAAAAGAUGGUUUAUCUCACCCAAAAAUCUAUAUUUUAUUCAUCUUCUAAAGCUUUCUGA
Molecule: messenger RNA, 2023 nt
Organism: Paramecium sonneborni
Lineage: Eukaryota; Ciliophora; Oligohymenophorea; Peniculida; Parameciidae
Source: the annotation of a GenBank genome assembly